AUGUCGGACUCGAAAUCGAUACCUACGGAACCAAGGUCGGGGAAGGAUCCGCCUGUGCCUGUUCCUGUGUCUGUUGUGAGGGGAGAGAUGGAUAAAGAGGGUCGGAUGGAGAUGGAGAUGGAGAUGGAGGGGAGGAUGGGGAUAGAGGGUGUGGGUGAGGGGAAGGUAGAUGGGAAAGGAGGGGAUUCGAAUACACCAAUACAAACACAAACACAAACACAGACAAACGAACCAUCACACCCACAACCCCAGCCACGCCCAACGAUCCUAACCCAAGCUCCCUCCGACUACCACCGCCCUUCCUCCUCUCCCUCUCACUCUCAAAGAAACCCCGAAGCAGGCGCAGAAACACAACUACCACCCCAAUUCCAAAGCGGACUAGACCCCGACCCCUCACCUCCCACGCCCCCAAAGAACUUCCAAGGCUUCUUCGUCCUCGUCGACGAUGUAAAGACGGGUGUUAGCACACAUCCCCGCCAGAUACGAUACCUAUUCAGUGACGAUGAGGAUGUGGGGGGGUUGACGGGGAGGUUGUUGGGGUGUUUGCCUUCUUCUACUUCUGAUGGUGUUGGUAAUGACGAUGAGAAUGAGAAUGAGGCUGGGUAUCAUGGGGGAGAGGGGGAGGGGUUGGAGGGUAGUGAGGAUACGUAUCGAUUGAGAGGGGGAGAUAGGGAGGGAAGUAGGGAAAGAAGGGAAAAAGAAAGGGAAAGGGAAAGGACGAUUAUCAUUGACAUAUCAAAUACUGGUGAUGCGAUAACUGGUAUCCAUUCUCUGACCGAUGCGUGGCAAGUCGUCAACGGGGUUAUUGGGAAGGCACCUACAUUCGAAAGCUCAAAUGCGAAUUCGAAUUCUAAUUCGAAUGCUGGUCCUCAGCAUACCUCGAGCUCGGAUCCUGCUUCUACUGUUCCGGGAGGUGCCCAUGAUGGCACAGCCCAAGACAAUCCUGCCCAAGGUGGAGAUGGUGGUGUAGAUGGGUCGGCCGCCUUGAUGCUAAGGGUUAAAGGCGUAGGCAGGGAGGCGUUUGGUGGCGGGGUGGAUGGUGAUGAGGAGGGGGAGUUUGUAGGUAGAGAGGGGAAAGGGGAGAUGGGUGAGGAUGAGAUGAGGGGUUUGUUGGAGGGGUUUGAGAGGAGACUGGGGCUUUUGAGGAAGGUUGUUGAGGGGGGUGGGGUUGGGUAG
This is a messenger RNA of Hymenoscyphus albidus, 1176 nucleotides long. Lineage: Eukaryota; Fungi; Ascomycota; Leotiomycetes; Helotiales; Helotiaceae. The record is from the annotation of a GenBank genome assembly.